GUUUUCUCCAAAAUCUUCAGCCAUGAAGCACUGGAGAGCUAUCUCCCCAAGAUCCAGCUGGUGAUCAAAGACACCCUUCGAGCCUGGAGCAGCAACCCCGAGUCCAUCAACGUCUACCACGAGGCCCAGAAGCUCACCUUCCGCAUGGCCAUCCGCGUCCUGCUGGGCUUCCGCAUCCCUGACGAGGAGCUCAACCGCCUCUUUGAGGUCUACCAGCAGUUUGUGGAGAAUGUCUUCUCCUUGCCCGUGGAUCUGCCCUUCAGCGGCUACAGGCGGGGCAUCCGGGCACGUGAGACACUGCAGAAGGGGCUGGAAAAAGCCAUCCAGGAGAAACUGCAGAACACGCAGGGCAAGGACUACGCUGAUGCACUGGACAUCCUGAUCGAGAGCGGCAAAGAGCACGGCAAGGAGCUGACCAUGCAGGAGCUGAAGGAUGGCACCUUGGAGCUCAUCUUCGCCGCCUACGCCACCACCGCCAGCGCCAGCACCUCUCUGAUCAUGCAGCUCCUCAAACACCCCCGGGUCCUGGAGAAGCUGCGGGAGGAGCUGCGCAGCAAGGGCAUCCUCCACAACGGCUGCAUCUGCGAGGGCUCCCUGCGCCUCGACAACAUCAGCAGCCUCCACUACCUGGACUGUGUCAUCAAGGAGGUGCUUCGCCUCUUCACCCCCAUCUCCGGGGGGUACCGGACGGUGCUGCAGACCUUCGAGCUGGACGGUUUCCAGAUCCCCAAAGGCUGGAGCGUGAUGUACAGCAUCCGGGACACCCACGACACCGCCCCCGUCUUCAAGGACGUGGACAUCUUCGACCCCGACCGCUUCGGGCAGGGUCGAAGCGAAGACAAGGACGGCAGGUUCCACUACCUCCCCUUCGGAGGAGGCGUACGGACCUGCCGCUUCGAGCUCGCCACCAGGACUUUCCCCAAAAUCACCCUGGUGCCCGUGGUCCACCCGGUCGACGGACUGAAGGUUAAAUUUUUUGGACUGGAUUCCAACCAGAACGAGAUCCUGACGGGGACAGAUGCCAUGCUGGGGGCGACGGUGUAA
Molecule: messenger RNA, 1044 nt
Organism: Merops nubicus (carmine bee-eater)
Lineage: Eukaryota; Metazoa; Chordata; Aves; Coraciiformes; Meropidae
Product: cytochrome P450 26B1
Exons: 5
Biological process (GO): sterol metabolic process
Molecular function (GO): oxidoreductase activity, acting on paired donors, with incorporation or reduction of molecular oxygen; heme binding; iron ion binding
Source: RefSeq, a predicted model, not a curated record